Messenger RNA from Pteronotus mesoamericanus, 2496 nucleotides. It is a transcript of the gene FAM117B, whose product is annotated as family with sequence similarity 117 member B. The record is from RefSeq and is a predicted model, not a curated record. The transcript is spliced from 8 exons. The coding region runs from base 181 to 1938 and encodes 585 amino acids. Lineage: Eukaryota; Metazoa; Chordata; Mammalia; Chiroptera; Mormoopidae.
GCGGUGGCGGCUGCACCACCUCAUUGCUGCCAGCUGCGGUCCGGGCGGCCCCGCACGCCGGGUUCCAGCUUCGUCACCCCGUCGCGGGGGUCUUCCCUUUGGCCUCGAGAACCUUUCCCCUUCAACCCAACAACAACCCCCUCUCCGUCUCAGACGCCCAUUCACCGGGGAGGGUGGACCAUGUCCCAGCGAGUGAGGCGCAAUGGGUCCCCCACGCCGGCUGGUUCCCUCGGGGGCGGUGCGGUCACCACUGCUGGGGGAGCCGGGAGCCGCCUGCAGCCCAUGAGGGCGACAGUUCCGUUCCAGCUGAAGCAGCAGCAACAACAUGGCAGCCCCACGCGGAGCAGCGGCGGCGGCGGCGGCGGCGGCAACAACGGCGGCUGCUGUGGUGGCGCCUCAGGCCCCUCAGGCGGCGGGGGCCCGCGCACAGCCUCGCGCAGCACGAGCCCCACUCGCGGCAGCGGGAGUGCGGCCGCGCGCACGAGUCCCACGGUGGCCACGCAGACGGGCGCGUCAGCGACCUCCACGCGAGGCACCAGCCCCACGCGCGGCGCCGCGCCCGGGGCUCGCGGGAGCCCCCCACGGCCGCAGCCCCCGCCCCCCCUGUUGGGCACCGUGUCGUCGCCUUCCUCGUCGCCUACCCACCUGUGGACGGGCGAGGUGAGCGCAGCCCCACCCCCAGCCCGCGUCCGGCAGCGGAGGAGGUCCCCGGAGCAGAGCCGCUGCUCCCCGGAGAGGAGGAGCCCGAGCGCCCCCGUGUGCAAAGCAGGUGACAAAACACGACCACCUUCCUCAAGUCCUUCUACUAUUAUUCGCCGCACUUCCUCUUUGGAUACACUUGCUGCUCCGUACCUCGCAGGGCACUGGCCUCGUGAUAGUCAUGGGCAAGCUGCUCCUUGCAUGAGGGACAAAGCUACACAGACAGAGAGUGCAUGGGCUGAAGAAUACUCUGAAAAGAAGAAAGGGUCUCACAAGCGUUCAGCAUCCUGGGGCAGUACAGAUCAACUUAAGGAGAUUGCAAAAUUACGCCAGCAAUUGCAGAGAAGUAAACACAGCAGUCGGCAUCAUCGAGAUAAAGAAAGACAGUCUCCAUUCCAUGGCAACCAUUCGGCCAUUAACCAGUGUCAGGCUCCUGUUCAAAAGAGUACACUUAUUCCAGUAAUCCCCAUCACCAAAUCAACAGGCUCCCGGUUCCGGAACAGUGUGGAAGGACUAAAUCAGGAGAUUGAAAUAAUAAUUAAAGAGACGGGGGAAAAGGAAGAACAACUUAUACCACAAGAUAUUCCAGAUGGCCAUCGUGCACCUCCCCCCCUUGUACAGAGAAGUAGCAGCACACGCAGCAUCGACACACAGACCCCUGGCGGGGCAGACAGGGGAAGCAACAACAGCAGCCGCUCUCAGUCUGUGUCCCCCACGUCAUUCCUCACCAUCUCCAAUGAAGGUAGCGAAGAGAGCCCCUGUUCAGCUGACGACCUGCUUGUUGAUCCCAGAGAUAAAGAGAAUGGGAACAACUCUCCUUUGCCCAAAUACGCAACCUCGCCAAAACCUAACAACAGUUAUAUGUUCAAAAGGGAACCACCAGAGGGCUGUGAAAGGGUCAAAGUCUUUGAGGAAUGCUCGCCAAAACAACUUCACGAAAUCCCAGCCUUUUACUGUCCUGACAAAAACAAGGUGAAUUUCAUUCCUAAGAGCGGCUCUGCUUUCUGCCUCGUCAGCAUCCUCAAGCCACUCCUUCCCACACCAGAUCUUACCCUCAAGGGCGCUGGCCACAGUCUGACAGUCACCACUGGUAUGACAACCACUCUGCUGCAGCCUAUCGCUGUGGCCUCUCUGUCUGCAAACACAGAGCAAGACCGAGUCUCUCGAGGAACAAGUACAGUCAUGUCAUCCACCUCUCUACUUACACCACCAGAACCGAUAGAGGAAGCUGAAGGAUAGAUCCCAGUGCUGCGCAGACAUUGUUCCCUCAAAUCUCUUGACUGUGAUGGCAUCAUGAGCUCCCCAUUGGCUAUGACGUGCUCCACCUUUUCACAGUGACACGUCACUGUACAGCUUCUGGAAGGAAGCAGCCCUCCAAUGGCUUUGCUCACUAUGAAGACCAGCCCUCAGUGCUUAGCCUGCUUUUUCCUAAAGUGCUGGUUGAAACAAAAAAGGUCUCCUUCUUUACUUUUGGAGGGCUGAUAUCACAUUGCUUUUUGUUUUCAAAUUAAACUUUAGAAAUAAAAACACAACAAAAAAACUGACCCCUGCAAACAUGAUUCCUGGAGUCGUGAAUGAUGCUGCAAGAACCAUCUUUUAUAUGGAAAUGACUAUUUUAUAAUGCCAAUGUUACAUUUUCUGAAAUGUAGCAAGCAGAUGUUCAAAAGAUUCUUUGGUGGCCUCUGUUUCUUGUUUCCUUUUCUAGAUGUGUGCUUUUCUCCGCUGUUUUCAGCUCUGGGACCAAAGGGAUUGUUGACAUUUUCCCAGCAAUCUUAAUCUCAUGACUAUGUUUUUCUC